Molecule: messenger RNA, 1402 nt
Organism: Melanotaenia boesemani (Boeseman's rainbowfish)
Lineage: Eukaryota; Metazoa; Chordata; Actinopteri; Atheriniformes; Melanotaeniidae
Gene: chchd4a
Product: coiled-coil-helix-coiled-coil-helix domain containing 4a
Exons: 3
Coding region: 151-627 (158 amino acids)
Biological process (GO): protein import into mitochondrial intermembrane space
Cellular component (GO): mitochondrial intermembrane space
Molecular function (GO): protein-disulfide reductase activity
Source: RefSeq, a predicted model, not a curated record
UGUGCGCCGGCAUGUGGACAGGUCACAGAGAGGCUGUGGGACGCCGGGCACACUGUCAAAUGAAAUCUUUGGAGUCUUUGAAUCGUCUGUCUUACGCUGGUCAUUAUCACGGAGGUCGAGGCCUGGCGGGCGUUAGACACACCAGCUGACAUGUCGUACUGCAAGCAAGACGGUAAGGAUCGUGUCAUUUUUGUGACCAAAGAAGACCACGAGACACCCAGCAAUGCAGAGUUGGUCGCAGAUGACCCCGAUGAUCCUUAUGAGGAGCAGGGCCUGAUCCUGCCUAAUGGAGAAAUAAACUGGAACUGCCCGUGUCUGGGUGGCAUGGCCAGCGGACCCUGUGGCUCUCAGUUCAAGGAGGCCUUCUCCUGCUUCCACUACAGCAAGGAAGAGGUGAAGGGCUCUGAGUGCAUCAACCAGUUCCGUGGCAUGCAAGAAUGCAUGCAGAAGUACCCCGAGCUCUAUCCUCAGGAAGAAGAUAAAGAAAGCUCCCCAGAGGCAGAAUCUAAAUCUGGCUCUGCUUCUGCUGACAGCUCUGCCUUAUUGUCCAAGAAUGACUCUAUACCAUCCACUUCAGCGGCUUCAUCUGACAGCAUGUCCUCUACAAACAGCCCGUCUGCCAGCUAGAGCCAGCCUGCACAUCAUCAGGGACUCUCCAUGAGCACCUCCGAUUGGCCGGCUGGAGCCUCGGAGAUGGCUUACUGACACAUCUCUGACACUUACUGGAAACAUUUCCAUGGUAACUGAGGUAGACCAGCAGAAAUUGUAGCAAAUGGUAAAAAAUAUAUGCUACUGUGAUUUCUGAGCUCUUCAAAAUUGAUUAGUAAUCUGAUUACUGAGAGUGAGCGAAGCUGUUUACUGCAGGGAGAUGUGCUGAAAGAUUCACAAUAUGGUAAAAGAAGUUAAUUCGCUGUGCAGUAACUUUUCAGUAUGAGUUCUUCUGUUGGCUGGUCAGAAGGGUGAUUUAAAAACUGAUUUAGAACUACUAUCAAACACUUGACAAAUUCAAGCUGAUAUCUUUUGAGAUGAGCAAUGUUCAUCUUUUGUUUUUACUUCAGUAAGAGACCCUUAUAAUUCUGUCUUCGACUUUAUUUUCAGCACUUAAAAGACCAAAACAUUUAGCAAGAGAGCAGGGCUGCUCUUCAAACCGCAUUUUACAUGUUCAAAUGUUUGUAACUGUGCUCGUUGUCACGUGGAAACUUGAAGGUCUCCAUCUGGCAUUGUGGAAACAACAGCCGUUAACGGUCUUUAAUUUAAAUGUGACUGCAUAAAUGUUUAUUGUCUCAAGACUGUCUGGAGUUGUCAGUUGUCCUGUGGUUAUUCAAGCUCUCUGUGUCAUUCAGGCUUUAAAGGUGUGAAAGUGUUUUCACAAAAAUGUCCAGAUUAAACCAUUUGUCUAACA